Molecule: messenger RNA, 5127 nt
Organism: Schistosoma turkestanicum
Lineage: Eukaryota; Metazoa; Platyhelminthes; Trematoda; Strigeidida; Schistosomatidae
Source: the annotation of a GenBank genome assembly
GUACUUUUAACUCUUAUCAAAUUGCCUUUACCAAUGAAGCAUAUUCGUAGUAGACAAUGAUGAAGUGCCUCAAAGUUGAGGAUGCGCUAUCUUACUUAGACCAGGUAAAGGCUAGGUUUUCUGGUCAAGGGGCUAUCUAUAUGGACUUUCUUGAUGUUAUGCGUGAUUUCAAGGCACAGACAAUUGGGACAGAGGUUGUUAUUCGCCGAGUGCGUGAACUGUUCGAGGGUCAUCCCGAUCUCAUUACUGGGUUUAAUACAUUCAUACCUCAGGGUUAUCGAAUGGAUACACCCACAUCUCAUCAAUCUUUUAAUACCAAACCUACUUGUACUGUUAUCCCUUCAAGAACAACAUUAUCUAUAUCUUCGACUGACAAUGUUACUCCAGUAAAAGGGGUUUGUGCUUCACUUAAAAUUACUGAGGCGUCUAAUGAAUGGACUCCAGGCUUAGUUAGUAGCCAUUAUGAACCUGCCAGUCGCCCAAACUCCCAUGUCCCGGUUGUAUCGAGCAGCCUACCUUUAACUAGUGCUUCACCUCCUGUCCAUGUUUUAACUCCCAACAUUCAGCCUGAUAAUCCCAAUUUUAACUCAUCGAGCCAGCAACAGUUAUUAUCGACAGAUUACCAAGAAAACCUUCCCAAUGUUAUACUUAGAAGCUCCCACAAUGCUUCGAAUUUAACUCAGUCUCCUCAUGUAUAUCAACAGCAUCAACAAAUUCAGUCGUUCCAUCAUGCUCUCCAGUAUGUAAAUAAGAUAAAAAAUCGCUUCCAGGGUAUACCUGAUGUCUACAAACGCUUCUUGGAUAUCUUACAAUGGUAUCAAAAAGAACAACGACAUUCCGACCCUAUGUGCCGCAAACAGGCAGAAUUACAGGUUUACCAGGACGUUGCUAAGCUUUUUGGUGGUCAAGAAGAUCUACUUCAAGAAUUCAGUCAGUUCCUGCCUGAAUCAUUUGGUGUCACGAGUGCUGUUACCGAAACAAUGAUAAACAGGAAGAAUUCCAAUUUUUCACAGCUUGGGGGAUCAGAUGUGUUGGACUCAUCUGUUCCAGUGCCUCAGUUGAUAAAUCGUGUUUCAGAAGGUAUCAACUUGGCACUAUCUUCCUGUAAACAGCGUCCAUGUCAGGAGGGAAGUCCUGCAAACUCUGAUGCCAAAAAGUUAAAACGAAUCGCCCCUGCUCAGAGCAUAUUCCCAAACGUUAUUCCUUCUCUCAAUCCACCUAAAAAGUCACGUUCAUCUGUUCGAGAUGUAAGUGUUGUUGAUGCAAACCAACUGACUACAGGGAUUGGCAUUUCACUGUUACAGAAGAUCCGAGAUGCUUUAGAUGCAGACAGCUCAGUCGGGAAUCGUUCCUAUCAAACCUUCCUACAAAAUGUUUGUCUGUUUAAUCGUCGAAUAAUUUCAGCCGAUGAAUUAUUGGAAGCAACUCACCCCCUGUUUUUAAGACAUGUAGAAGUUUGGAAGCGCUUCAGUGAUUUUGUCAUGUCAUCACGCAAUUCAUCUCAGGAAGGGCUUGGACAGUUUCAGUCUCAUACUCAUGGUUUUGGUCGAGAUAAGCACGAUCGUGAUAAAUACAGUACCUACAGUCUUCCGUGCGACGCUCAUACUUGUUCUGAUGUCUUAUCAAACAACAUGAACAAUCAGCUACCCUCUUCACUAGUAUCAAUUGUCAGUGAGGUAUCCCAAAAAAGACUGGAUCUCGAUUUUACUAAACUUCGAACGUGUGGUGUAAGCUAUCGAGCGCUACCAUCGAAUUUUCCACAGAGCAAGUGUUCGGGUCGUCAAAAAUGUCCUGUUGCAAAGGAGGUUUUGAAUGACUCGUAUAUUAGUUUCUCUUCGCUUACUUCUGAAGAUUCUCAGUUCGUAUCAUCCAAAAAGAACCAGUAUGAAGAAAAUAUGUAUCGUGUAGAAGACGAACGUUAUGAAGUAGAUAUGGUCACUGAACUCAAUCGAGCCGCAAUGCAAAAUCUUGUUGUUGUGAAAAGACGCAUGGACAGAAUGAGUAAAGAGGAACUCAACCAAUUCCAUCUGGAUGACAAAUUAGGUGGGACAUCCGCGAUUUUAAUGAGGAAAGCUAUACACAGAGUUUAUGGUGAUAAGGCAGGAGAUGUAAUAUAUGGCUUGAAAAAUUGUCCCAAUACUGUUCUCCCGUUAGUCAUACAACGUAUGCGUCAAAAAGAUACAGAGUGGCGAGAAACUAUUCGUAACUAUCAACGUUCGUGGGCAGAUCAGGAUGCUCGCAAUUAUUUACGUUCUUUAGACCACCAAGGGGCGACAUUCAAGCAACGAGAUGCCCCAUUCAUUCGUAGUAAGACUAUGAUUAGUCAGAUUGAAACAAUUGCGCGUAAUGAUAAGGUUCCAUUGUGUCACUCCACCUCAGAUCCUGUUGGGAAAAUGAUUUCUACUCUGAUCACUCAACGAAACCUUAUUUCUCGAGAUAUCAAUAAUCCAGGAACUAUGGGAUCUGCGUUAGCAAAUGUUUUGGAAGGUAAUAAUGAAGAUGAAUCAGCUCAUCUUACUCUGGUGUAUCCACCACCAGAUGUUAGGAAUACACUACUAGAAGAUGCUGCCUCUUUGAUCAUCCAUCAUGUUAAAAGGCAGUCUAAUGCAAGCAAAAGUGAUAAACGCUCCAUGAAAUGUUUGGUUCGAACUGUAUUACAAGAUAUUUUUAUGGCAAAUCGUUUCCCAAUGUCCGAUGAUGAGGAUGAUGAGGAUGAAGAGGAAGAUGUGAACCAAAAAGAUGAAGAUGAGCCGACAGCAGAUGAUUUUAUUGAAAGUGAAGAAAAUUGUCGCAGUCGAUCUGUUCGUCAACCUAAAUCAGCUAGGCGAUUUCUCGAAUCUCGAAAAUCAGUCACUACUGAACAAACAAUAUUUCCUGCUACUGAUCAUACUGAAUGUGAUCAGUUACGAAAAGAUGAUAUAAAAAUGCCGACGGAGUUGUUGGGUAUUCAAACUAGCGAUUCAUCUUCGAAAUUAAAAUCAGAUGAUUUAAAUUUUCCUGAAUCAUCUAUACAGAGUAAACCUAUGCCUUGUCACAUGAAUCACGACAAUUCUGCCAAUGAACUUCGUAAUAUGGAGCUUGGUUACAUAGCUAGUUUACCUAAACAUGAGUGUUAUUCUGUACUGUAUGGAAACAACCAUUGGUAUUCUUUUCUGAGAUUGCAUCAUCUCCUUUUGUGUCGAUUGCAUCACUUGCGAUCUUAUUGCGCUGUAGCUGCUCAACAGGUUACAUCAGAACGGAAUGAAUAUCACGUGCAGGCUGCAGAAGUGCUUCGACUUCGUCGAUAUGGUGGUACUGAACCGUCACAAUAUUAUUCUCGCGCUCUCAAUCUAGUCAAAGAUUUGUUAGAUGGAGGAGAAGACAUAAAUACAUUCGAGGAUCGAUUGCGAGAUAUGUUUAGCAUUUAUGCAUACCCAUGGUUUACAAUGGAUCGUCUUAUAAUAAAUAUAGUUCGUCAGUUGCAAGCACUUGCAAGCGGGGACGAACUAAGUCGUCGGUUAACUGCUUUACAUCGUUCUUGGAUCGGAAGCUCAUCAUACAGUGAUCGAAACUCUCGAUCAACUAGUGUUGCUUCAAAUUUUCCUCAGUAUUCGGACGUCUGUGGCCCUUUGUACAAUCGCAUGUGUAGGUUAGCCAAUGAAAGCACAUACCAUUCUCAAGCUAUGGCUGUUUGUUCUGAAUUCGCUGGUGCUAAUGGCUCUUACAACGUUGGGUCCAGUUCUGGGACUACAUUUCAAUCUAGUACUAGUCAGAAUAAUGUGAAUAUUACUUCUAACAGUAAUACUACUUCCUGGCCAAAUUGUUUUCUAAUUGUGGUACUCUCGGAGGCAUCUACUAUGCUCAUCCGCCUUGUGAAACCUGCUCAUUCAACUAAAUGUGAAGGGGAGAAAAGUCGUGAUUCAUGUUCCCCAUAUCCUGGUCACAGAAACAUUAUUCCGUAUUCUUUAUCAGUACCUUCGGUUGCUUCUGGCAUCGUUGAUCGGGAGAUUCAUCUUCACAGAGAAAAUUUGAAACCGAAUCUUUCAAUCCGACAUUGGUAUGACUAUCUUACAACUCAUCUCUCAUGGACUAUUGGCUAUGUUCCACAUAGUAUGUGUUCUCGAAUUCGGCCAGUAUUUCUGUAUAGAAAUGUUCGUAGGUGCGUAAAUGCUUUAACGCGUGACGCACUUCAAAGAAGACAGCAAUUACUUGUCGACACUGGAGAUGUGCAACCUGAAGAGAUCUUAUCACAAGGUUUAGUCAGCAGCGAUGUUAAGAAUCUAAUUACCGAAAACAAAUCUGAAACAGAUGAACAGUCUCCUAACUCAUCGAAUUUCGAGCGAGAUGUUUGGGAGUUCAUGAUUCGAGUAUUCAAAAACAAUCUCACACAUAAAGAGUUAUUCCGUGAUACAUUUUCAAGUGAUUGUAUGCAUUCGACUGAGCGUUUGGAUUCGAGAGUUACUCGUAAUCACAAAAUUAACUGGUCUGUUGGUUCUUAUGGCAUUUUCAUUCGGUAUCGUAGACGGACUUGCCGAAACUAUUCACCGACCAAGUGGCGUAAAUUCCACUCUGAUUGGUUGGCAAAGCAUUCGAAUUGUGUUCAUUCGCAAAAUGAAGACAACACACAAAAUAUUAAGCCUGAAAUAAAUCUCGAGAUUGAGGAAGUACAAAGUUCUGCUACUAGCAGCGCAUUGGAAACCAUUGUUAUAGAAAGGCCUGCUCACGAAAAAUUGAAUCUUGAAAUAAAUAAAAGCCCUUUUUCGGGCGAGGUACAGAACAUUGUAUCGACUGCCAAACAUUCAAGUCCACAAUUUGACGAUCCGAAUAUUUUACAACCUCAUUAGACCAGAUAAUUCAAUAAACAUUUGUUUUUUACGUUGUAAAUAUGUUUUGUAACUUGGCUAAUUAACCAAGCAACUAUCAUCAGUUUAACUUACACAUGUACAUACAAGCAUUAUUAUCUCCUACAGUGAGAGAAAUUCUGUGUGUCUUUUGCUUCUUUACUAUGAUUAUUACUGCUAAAAUAACUUGCGAUUUAAAAUUCAUCCUUCACUUUGAAAUGGCUUUGUAUUCUUGUAUCAUUUGUUAUCUCAAUGAUAUUCUCUCUAUGUAAACUUGUGCCACUUAUUAUACAUAUAUAAUGUAAAA